Brachypodium distachyon (stiff brome) is the source of this 939-nucleotide messenger RNA. Its product is annotated as putative germin-like protein 9-2. Gene Ontology annotation, cellular component: cell wall. Lineage: Eukaryota; Viridiplantae; Streptophyta; Magnoliopsida; Poales; Poaceae. The transcript has a single exon. Gene Ontology annotation, molecular function: manganese ion binding. The record is from RefSeq and is a predicted model, not a curated record. Bases 48 to 686 code for a protein of 212 amino acids.
CACAGCCAAGAUUCUUGGAGAAACCGCUUAAUUAGCUUGUGGAUCCAAUGGCGUCCUUCCACGCUCUGGUGUUCGUGGCGCUCGCGCUGGUCUCGGCGGCGCCAAUGGCCGUGGUGGCCGGCGACCCGGACAUCCUGACCGACUUCGUCGUGCCGACAAACCUCCUAGGCGUGCCGAUGAACGUCACGGCCGACUUCUUCACCUACACGGGCUUCGCCUUUCCCUUCCUGCCCCCGGCGACCUUCUCGGUGAUGAAGGCCUCCAUGAAGGAGUUCCCGGCGCUCGAGGGGCAGAGCGUGUCGUACGCCAAGCUCAGGUUCCCGCCGGGCACCGUGAACCCGACCCACACGCACCCGCGCGCCGCCGAGCUGCUGCUCGUCCUCGAGGGCGCGCUCUCCGUCGGCUUCGUCGACACCGCCGGCAAGCUCUACACUAAAGACCUUGUUGUCGGGGACAUGUUCGUGUUCCCCAAGGGCCUCGUGCACUACCAGUACAACCAGGGCGCCGGCCUCGCCGUCGCGCUCUCGGCGUUCGGCAGCGCCAACGCCGGCACCGUGUCCGUGCCCCUCACCGUCUUCGGCACCGGCGUCGAUGACGUUGUGCUGGCUAAGUCGUUCAAGACCGAUGUUGCCACCGUGCAGAAGCUCAAGGCCGCGCUCACUCCCCCGCCGUCGCCCAAGAAUUGAUUUGGUGGUUGCUGAGUCCUACUAAGCUUGUUGUUGCUCUUCUCUUCUUUGAUGUGUUUUGUUUGCCCUUGAGUUAAUAAGGCCACCAAGCUGGCCAGCGAGUGAGGAUGGAAUAUUUAAUUGAUCCACGUGCUACCAAGCAGCCAAGCAACUGCUUUAAUUUGUAUUAGUGAUAUGCUUUGUUGUGUCUUGUGAUUGUGAUCGUGUGGUGUGAAAUUUUACCUGAUUAAUUUGUGCCAAGAACACUUCUAUA